Onychostruthus taczanowskii (white-rumped snowfinch) is the source of this 1406-nucleotide messenger RNA. RefSeq names its product Rab geranylgeranyltransferase subunit alpha (gene RABGGTA). Gene Ontology annotation, molecular function: Rab geranylgeranyltransferase activity; zinc ion binding. The record is from RefSeq and is a predicted model, not a curated record. The annotation marks the transcript as partial. Gene Ontology annotation, biological process: protein geranylgeranylation. Lineage: Eukaryota; Metazoa; Chordata; Aves; Passeriformes; Passeridae. Gene Ontology annotation, cellular component: cytoplasm; Rab-protein geranylgeranyltransferase complex. The transcript is spliced from 12 exons.
CCGCCGCCAUUCCCGGCAGCCCCCGCGCCGCCCUCAGCAGCCGCCGCCGCUGCCGCCGCUCCGGUGGGUAGCGGGAUCGCGGGAAGGGAUUCCCACCGGGAUCGGGAUCACCGGGAGGACCCCGGGAUCCGCCGGGACCGCCCUGAGCUCCGGUGUCGCCCGCAGGUCCCGGAUCCCCCCGCGCCGAGUGAGGAAAUGCACGGGCGGCUCAAGCUCCGCCCCCCGGACUCGGCGCGGCGCCGGCAGCGGGAGGAGAAACUGAGGCACUACCGGGAGGCCAUGGACACCCUGCUGGGGGGGGCGCUGCCCGCCCAGGUGCUGUCCCUCACGGGCUCGGUCCUGGCCGCCAAUCCCGACGUGGGCACCUGCUGGAACCUGCGCCGCCGGGCACUGGGAGCACUGGGAGGGGACUGGGUGCCCUCAGAGCUGUCGUUCGUGGGGCAGUGCCUGGGGGUGAACCCCAAAUCCUACGGGGCGUGGCACCACCGCGGCUGGGUGCUGGGCCACGCCCCGGCGCCCCCUGCUGGCCGGGAGGACCUGGCGCUGUGCGAGCGCCUCCUGGCGGCCGACCCCCGCAACUUCCACGCCUGGGAGCACCGGCGGGCUCUGGUGGCCGGCCAGGACCCCGAGGCCGAGCUGGCCUUCGCCGGGGCCCUGCUGAGCCGCGACUUCUCCAACUUCUCGGCCUGGCACCACCGGCUGCGGCUGCUGGCGCCCGCCCGGAGCCGCGGGCAGGGCGAGGCCGGGGCGCUGCCCCCCAAGAGGCUGAAGGAAGAGCUGGAGCUGGUGCAGAACGCCGUCUUCACCGACCCCACGGACCAAAGCGCCUGGGUGUACCUGCGCUGCAUCCUCUCCCGAGCCCCCCCACCUCCGAGGGUCAUCUGUGUCCACGUCGACCGCGAGGACGCGACGCUGGCUGUCAUCUUCUCCCGGCCUGUCAAGGUGAACCCAGAGUGCCCAGAGCUGACAGCAACCCUGGAUGGCUCCGCCCUGGCCGGGCCCUGGCGCUCAGCGGAGGGGCGGCCACGCCCCAGCCACACCUGGCUCUGCGACCUCCCUGCCCCGCCCACCGAACGCCCCGCCCACCUGGAGGUCACCUGGGCGCCUGACUCCGCCCUCCGAGAGGUGACGCUGCUGCCAGGUGAGGCGGAGGCUUGGUGGCAGGAGCCAAUAGUGGAGAGGGAGCUGUUCUGGCCGGAGCUGGGCGUGGCCGAUCCUCAGGUGCUGCAGGAUCAGGUGCAGAUGUGCCAGGAGCUGCUGGAGCUCGAGCCCCAGAGCCGCGGCUGCCUGCUGACCCUGGCCCUGCUGCUGGCUGCGCUGGAGCCGCGGGGCCGCGCCCGGGAGAUCCGGGAGCACCUGGGGAACCUGCAGGUAACUGGUUUAUACUGGUUUAUACUGGUUUAUAC